AUGGCAACACCAACCUCACCAGACCCUAUACGGGACACACAAGACCACCAAAACGAACAGACGAAAGAAGCAAUAGGUGAUGCGUUCGCUCAUGAUCCAGAGAAAGGCAUCGAGAGCCAAUCAUCAUCAACACAUUCAACAAAUUCAAACGAGCAAACACUGUCGAAUGCGACGCAAGCACAAGAAGAACAAGAACGAGAUCCUAAUAUUGUAGAUUGGGACGGGCCGGACGACCCCAACAACCCUCAAAACUGGCCUAUGAAGAAGAAAUGGCGUAUCGUUGCCGCCCUCAGCCUCGUCACACUAAUCACUCCAGUCGGAUCUUCCUUCUUUGCCCCCGGCGUACCACAAGUGAUGCGAGCAUUCCACGAGACGUCAAGGAUUAUGGCCGCAUUCGUCGUCUCAGUGUACGUUCUAGGCUUCGCCAUCGGACCUCUAGUCAUCGCGCCCCUGUCCGAAGUCUACGGCCGCAUACCUCUCUACAACAUCUGCCACCUACUCUUUGUUAUCUUCUCCAUUGCCUGCGCCGUCUCCGACUCAAUGGGCAUGCUCAUCGGCUUCCGGUUUCUGGCUGGUUGUGCCGGCUCUGCACCCCUGACACUCGGUGGUGGCACAAUCGCAGACAUGUUCCCCGUCGAGCAACGCGCCGGCGCAAUGGCAAUCUGGUCCAUAGGCCCCCUUCUUGGGCCCGUCGCAGGUCCCAUUGCAGGAGGCUUCCUUGUUGAAAGUCUCGUCUGGCGUUGGGUUUACUGGAUCCUGGCCAUAUUCGGUGGCACCUUCGCUCUUUUCUUCCUAGUCGUCACUCGCGAAACUUACGCCCCCGUCCUCCUCGCCCGCAAAACCAAAUCCCUCAUCAAAUCAACGGGAAAUACCAAUCUCCGCUCGAAGCUAGCACAGGACCUUCCCCCACGCGAAAUCCUCAUCCGCGCUAUCGUGCGGCCAAUGAAAAUGCUCAUCUUCUCCCCGAUCGUGCUACUCAUGUGUCUCUACAUCUCCUUCAACUACGGCCUUCUAUAUCUCUUCUUCACAACAAUGACCUUCGUGUUCGAGGGCCAAUACAAGUUCUCCUCGGGUUCCUCAGGUCUCGCCUACCUAGGCAUCGGUACGGGCAUGCUUCUGGGACUCCUGCAAAUUGGCACGCUAUCCGACCGCUACAUCAAGAAAAAGCUGGCAACAGAAGGUAAAACAAAGCCUGAGCAUCGUCUCCCGCUUAUUCUGACGCUGCCCGGUGCGAUUGGUAUGCCCAUUGGCCUUUUCAUAUACGGAUGGACGGCGAAGAAUCAGGUCCAUUGGAUUGUUCCUAUCAUAUUUAUGGCGCCGGUGGGCCUGGGGAGUUUAACUUCGCUGAUGACCAUUCAGACGUAUCUUGUCGAUGCGUUUACCAAGCAUGCUGCGUCGGUUAUUGCGGCCAAUACGGUCCUCAGGUCAAUUUUUGGGGCGUUCCUGCCACUUGCAGGGCUGCCCAUGUUUGAUGCGUUGGGGUUGGGCUGGGGUAAUUCGCUCCUGGGGUUCAUUUCCAUGGCCUUUAUACCCGUCCCGGUGCUGUUUAGGCUUUACGGAGAGAGGAUUAGGACCAAUCCCAGGUUUCAGGUACAGCUCUAG
Molecule: messenger RNA, 1602 nt
Organism: Bipolaris maydis ATCC 48331
Lineage: Eukaryota; Fungi; Ascomycota; Dothideomycetes; Pleosporales; Pleosporaceae
Product: major facilitator superfamily domain-containing protein
Biological process (GO): transmembrane transport
Cellular component (GO): plasma membrane
Molecular function (GO): transmembrane transporter activity
Source: RefSeq, a predicted model, not a curated record